AUGGAUUUUGUUGCCGGAGCCAUCGGAGGCGUCUGUGGCGUUGCUGUGGGCUACCCCCUGCAUCUCCCACAGGUCAGGAUCCAGACGGAGCCCAACUACACCGGCAUCUGGAACUGCGUCCGGGACACGUACCGCCGAGAGCGAGUAUGGGGCUUCUACAGGGGCCUCUCGCUGCCCGUGUGCACGGUGUCCCUGGUGUCGUCCGUGUCUUUCGGCACCUACCACCACUGCCUCGCGCACAUCUGCCAGUUCCGGUACGGCAGUGCCGAUGCCAAGCCCGCCAGGACUGACAUCACGCUCUCGGGAUUCGUCUCGGGCCUUGUCCGUGUGAUCCUGACCUCGCCCACGGAGGUGGCCAAGGUCCGCCUGCAGACGCAGUCGCAGAUGCAGACGCAGGCGCAGACACAGUGCUGGCGGUCCUCGGCCUCGUGGCCCGUGGCCGUGCCCACCCAGUGCCCUGCGCUUCCUGUGACGCUGGGGGUUGGGCCCAAGUACCGCGGGCCGCUGCACUGCCUGGCCACUGUGACCCGAGAGGAGGGACUGCGAGGCCUCUACAAGGGCAGCUCGGCCCUGCUUUUAAGGGACAGCCACUCCUUUGCCACCUACUUCCUCUCCUACUCCAUCCUCUGCGAGUGGUUCGCCCCCACUGGCCAGAGCCAGCCAGAUGUCUCAGGUGUCCUGAUGGCUGGAGGCUGUGCGGGGGUCUUGGCCUGGGCCGUGGCCACUCCCAUGGACGUGAUCAAGUCGCGCCUGCAGGCGGACGGGCAGGGCCGGCAGCUCUACCGGGGCCUCCUGCACUGCGUGGUGGCCAGUGUUCGCGAGGAGGGGCUGAGGGUCCUGUUUAAGGGGCUGGCACUCAACUGCUGCCGCGCCUUCCCCGUCAACAUGGUGGUCUUCGUCACCUACGAGGCCGUGCUGAGGCUCACCAGGGCCCUGCUCAAGUAGCUGGUCCCACGCCCCACGGGCUCACCCACCAGCCGCCUCCAGAGGUUGUAGUAGCUGGAGGAGGCAAAAGGGAGGGUCCCCACCGGGAGCCACCC
Molecule: messenger RNA, 1040 nt
Organism: Pteropus alecto (black flying fox)
Lineage: Eukaryota; Metazoa; Chordata; Mammalia; Chiroptera; Pteropodidae
Gene: SLC25A47
Product: solute carrier family 25 member 47
Exons: 6
Coding region: 1-945 (314 amino acids)
Biological process (GO): transport
Cellular component (GO): mitochondrion
Molecular function (GO): transmembrane transporter activity
Source: RefSeq, a predicted model, not a curated record